GGAUGGCUGGCUUGUGUUUUACACUGACAGAGGGGAAUGAAAACUGGCCCACUGAACGUAGAGGCGUGGAGGGCCACCAUGACCCCUGCUGUGACCCCUGAAGAAGAAGAGACAGCAGCAUCUACAGGAUGAUUGACAGCUGCUCCUCCUGAACCCCAGAAUGCCUGUGGUCCCAGUGGGUGGGGCAUCUUCCUCCCACCACGCUGUACCUGUAGCUCUCACCUGCUCUUGGCUGCUCCUGCUCUUCCAUGCCGCCUUCGGUCAGAAACCUGCCAAGUUGCCUCUCGUUGGCCGGAAGCCCUUCAUUGCUGCCUGGAAUGCUCCACUGGACAUGUGCACCAUCAAGUACAAGAUUACCACCAACCUUGACCGCCUCUUCCACAUCCAUGGGAGCCCACGUGCUGACUGGACCGGCCAGAAUGUUACUAUCUUCUACGCCAACCGGCUGGGCUACUACCCCUACUACAACCCUCAGGGCAUUGCCGUGCACGGUGGCCUGCCACAGAACUGCAGUCUGGAUCAUCACCUGCUCAAAGCCUACCAGGAUAUCAACCACUUUAUCCCUGCAGAGGACUUCCGUGGCCUCGCUGUCAUUGACUGGGAGUUCUGGCGGCCUCAGUGGAACCGUAACUGGCACAAAAAGGACAUAUAUCGGCGCAAGUCAAAGGAAUUGACCAUGAAGGCUUAUGUCAAUGUGACUGCAGCACAGGUGGAGGAGCUAGCACGGCGGCGGUUUGAGAAAAGUGCCAAGGCAUUCAUGCAGAGGACUAUUCAGCUAGGCACACGCCUACGCCCCAAUGCCCACUGGGGUUUCUACCUCUAUCCUGACUGCCACAACUACAACCUGCAUGAGCCUAACUACACAGGCUUCUGCCCCCUUCUGGAGAGGCUGAGGAACGACGAGCUGCUGUGGCUGUGGAACAGCAGCACAGCCCUCUUCCCUUCUGUGGCAAUCAGAAAAAACCACAUGAACAGCAUCAGCAACCUGCACUUCUCCCAGCACAGGAUCCGAGAGUCACUCCGAGUUGCCUCUCUGACCUCAAAGGAGUAUGAUCUUCCCACAUAUGUGUACUUGAGGUUGGGCUACAGAGAUGAGGCCUUGACCUUCCUCACCAUGAAAGACUUGAUCCACACCAUUGGGGAGAGUGCUGCUCUAGGAGCUGCAGGAUUCGUCAUCUGGGGAGACCUGAAUCUGACCUCUUCCAGGCGUAACUGCACCAUGGUGAAGUCCUUCUUGAGCCACCGCCUGGGUCAGUACAUCACUAAUGUGACACGCGCUGCUGAAGUCUGCAGCGACUUCCUGUGUCAGAGCAAUGGCCGCUGCGUCCGCCGGGACCCUGUUGCCCAUCAUUACCUCCACCUGAGCGCUGAUAGCUACCACAUCCAUCCCUCAGGAAAUGGGGGCUUUGCCGUGACUGGUUGGCACUCGGAGCACGAACAGCAGCUGCUGAAAGAAAGGUUUCGCUGCCACUGCUAUGAAGGCCAUGAGGGCGAAAGCUGCGACAGCAUCAACAAAGUGAGGGAGGACGACGGGCCAUGGAGGGAGGAGGAAGAUGAUGAGCAAGAAAGGAGGCGGACAGAGUGGGAGGAUGAGCAGGGUGAAGUGGGGGAGAGGGGCCAGAGUGCUGCUGCACCAACCGGCCUUAGUCACCAUCUGAUGCUCUGGGUGCUCCUGUUAAACUUGUUAUUAGUAAAGGUGGUUGUAUGAUGAAGGCUGACAGAAGGAGUAGUCAGUUUCAGUGCAGCUGUGGACAGGUGAUACUUUUCCACAUGUGGCAAGCGUAAUGUUGCAGUCAAAAAUCAGCAAAGUAGCUCUGAAAUCAUGUGACCCAUAUAAUGAACACACCAUACAGUAGGGAAUUGUUUAAAAUUAUUAGCAGGCACAUUUUGACAUCCUUGGACAGAACCAUGCUAGAGGUUUCCCUUUUUGAGGCUGGCCCCAAUCUUCUUCCACAGCUCUCAUUAAGAAUGAAAUACUUGUAUUCCUAUUCAUUUAAGACUAAGUGGUAAACCACAGUGAUGGGUAAACCACAUGAUUUUUUCUCUCUCUGACAGCUGCUGUGUUGUAAAGUAACACACCUGUGGGAGGAAACCUUGACACUUUAUUAACAGGGGUGGGAUGGCACUUUUCAUGACACAGAUCUUGGCAUAUUGAUGGAUUGGGCUUUAGUUGACUGCUCCACAGUUCAACCAGAUGAACAGUAUUCAACUUUUGCACAAAUAUGCACGGCCUCUUUGGCCAGCAGCUACAUCAGUUCUUCUGGGAAUGGAAAUACAGUAGAUAUUGGUUGAAGCGAUACAAGGCUUGACAUGAUGAUCAUCCAGUUUAAAGGUGGAUGACAGGAUCAGAGUAAUCAUGUUAUUUAUCUACUUAAAGGCUUUUCUGAUUGUGGCAAUAUUAAAAUCAUUUCAGACUUGUCACAGGAUAAUUCUCUAGUUUGACUUGUCAAGAAAGCCAAAGGGUGCUAAUACAACCACACAGGCGAAUGCAAAAAGGAUUGAUCAUUAAGCUCGGUUGCUUGACUUGGGGUGUCGUUAAAUCCAUCAUUUAAAAUGGCUUAUUUCAAAAUGGUCCUCGUUCAUUUGUAAUGGAAUUAGACUUGUUGAUUUUUCUCAACAGUUACUUGAUUGCUUGUUUUUUUGCUUGACAUUAUUAACUGUAUAUUCUUUUGUACCAUUGCCUACAUUAUCAUGUUGAAGUAUAGUUUAUUAGGAAACCAGAGACUUGAGCCUGCUUGAAUGUGGCACAUGCAUGUGCAUGUGUUUUAGGUGCUAUCAGUUUUAAAAUAUAUCAAAUCUGUUCGUUUUUGUGGAGUUUUUUUUUUUUUUUUUCUUUAACCCUAAACUCAAAGUAUAAAAGAAUCUUUAUGUAUUUGUGAUCCAUCAUUGACUAUGAUAUUGUAUUUCAGUUUGGAGAAAACAGCAAGGGAAUAGUUUUCAUUUCAGCUCAUCUCAAUGUGGCUGAGAAACAGCUUAUGUUUCUGGAUCUGAUGUAAGAUACAGGAUGUAUGAUGAAACAGUGAACAGCAUGUAGGAGACAGCACAUAUCCGUCUGACUCGCAUAGACUCUAUGGUGUUGCGGUAUGGUUUUUGAGGCCUGCAUCUUGACCAGGUUGAUGUGGUUCACUUCCAGAGAAACACAUUUUCCCACAACUCAGGAAAUGGAACAAAUAAUUGAACACGUUUCCACAAGCAUGUGGAAAGAACCCAAGGCAGUCUUUUCAAACUUGUUAUGAAUGCAUAUCCAAGCAGACCUGAGUCCAGUCUGCCGUUCUCUGUCUUGAUCAACGUUUCCAUGUGUUGCUCAUUUCCUGCCUGAUAUUUUCUCCCAGGAUUUAGAUAUAAUUUUUCAUUCAAAGCCUGAGGUCAUUUUUUAAACUUGUUUGAGUUUGUUCACAACCUUUGUGUUAAAUGAAUGUAGUUCAAUCCACCUUUUAAAAAAUGUUUGACUUUGACACAAGAAGUUUUUUUGCUUUUGACAAACUUCAUUCUAGUUUUAUCUAAGCUGUGCUCAUGAACAAAACCUCAACCAUCAUAAAAACUGUACAAAAAAGUGUUUUGAAAAGCACUUAUUGUGACAUCACAUCUAGUUUUGUCUUUGAGUAUUGAGGAGCGAUUUACAUCAGGAUAUGAACAAAUGAUUCAAAUUGAAAUAUAUUUGACCAAUGCAAAGAUGUCUUAAUCUCAACUUUGCUGGCCUAAAGCAAAUCUAUUUUCACUUGUCCUUCCAUUAACUUUGCGUACAUUCUCCCUUGUAUAAGUUAUCUUGGACAUAAUUUCCUUCAGCACAUCCUCUGGGAUAUCAAGAUGCUUCCAUAUUUGCAUAUUUGCAUAUUUGAUCUCCAAAUGGUUGGACAAAAAUGACAUAUGCCCACAAAGAGGCAUUCUGAUAACCUUUUGAUGUGAAGGAUCAGUAGCCCCUCUCCAGGACUCCAAUGUAUGGCUAAGCAACACUUCAGGAAACUCAUGUUGACUGCUUGUAUUCAAGGUCUCAUUAUUUCAGUUCUUAGUUUCCUGUAAAUGUUUCUUGUAGUCACUGUGUAUUCUUUUUUUUUUUUUUUUUUUACUUCAAGAUUGUGUAAACCACAUAUGCACCAAUAACUAUGCAACACAUGAAAAUGUUACCUGAAUGUAAAUGCACUGCCAAUAAAGAAUUUUCUUUAGUACAACUUUU
Molecule: messenger RNA, 4174 nt
Organism: Mugil cephalus (flathead mullet)
Lineage: Eukaryota; Metazoa; Chordata; Actinopteri; Mugiliformes; Mugilidae
Gene: hyal4
Product: hyaluronidase-4
Exons: 4
Coding region: 161-1708 (515 amino acids)
Biological process (GO): hyaluronan catabolic process; carbohydrate metabolic process
Molecular function (GO): hyalurononglucosaminidase activity
Source: RefSeq, a predicted model, not a curated record